Leguminivora glycinivorella is the source of this 776-nucleotide messenger RNA. RefSeq lists its product as uncharacterized. The record is from RefSeq and is a predicted model, not a curated record. The transcript has 8 exons. Lineage: Eukaryota; Metazoa; Arthropoda; Insecta; Lepidoptera; Tortricidae. The coding region runs from base 126 to 776 and encodes 216 amino acids.
AUAGAAACACUUUAAUUGAAUACAAUAGUUUGUCAACUUUGAAAAGAUCUUCUGGGAAUAAAUAUAGGUACCCAAUUAGAAAUGACAAGAUUAAAAUAGAGAUUGUGUGAUUAUAAUAACCCAGCAUGAAGAUCCCUCUUUUGAUAUAUUGGGCUCUCAGCUGGCUACUUGAUCUAAAAUAUAAUGUCGUCCUGAGUGCAGAUAGGACUCCGGUUUACUUAUAUAUGACACCGUUUCCUAGACGAAAACCUUUGAACAGAUCUUCAAUAACACCUUCGUCCACCCCGUCAACGGCGACAUAUUAUAACCCAAACCCUGGGUAUGACGCGUACUGGACUGACGGCCACUGGAUCUUUGGUACCUCUACCACGAGACCGUCUAGUACGACUUCCACUAGAACCAGAAUACUCGUGUGCCGCAAGCCUUGCCCCAUCGAGUACCGCGACAUGGGUCGAGUAUGCGCGCACAAAGCGCCAUUUAUAGACGACAGAGGAAUUGUUGAGAACAAUGGCCCAGCAUCACCCUUCCCGAGCGAUAAAAUGAAAAUACAUUUUAAUACGUUCCAGACCUAUUGCCAUUUUCUACAAGCUCAAUGCCUUUUAGAGGAGAGAGCUAAAGGUUGGAACGAUAUGAUUUGGGUCUUUAUUCAUUUCGGCGAAUGUUUGGACGACGAAGAAGUUGUGUUGAAUUUAGACAAUGAUAAAGUUGUCGUCGACCGAAAAAAAAAAGUCAUGGAACAAUACAAUCAAACCAUUUCCAAUCUGACAACUACGUAG